UUCAGAAAGCAGGUUUAGUGAAAACUCUGAGUUAGUUAACCCUGAGAUGAGGGAAACUCUGGUUUUUCAGUUUCACAAAGCCAGUUCAGCUUUACUCUGACCCUGGCAACAUACUCUGUGAACCUAACCUGCUCGCUGGCAGGUUUUCUUCAACUAACCCCGAGUUUCUCCUGCUCUUAAGUUGAAGCCUGCAGACUGAAGGCAGUGGCAGACAUGGCGUGUCCUUUUAUUGAAGAGCCAGUUGAUGUCGAGGCGCAGAUACUUGGAUGUUUUAUCAUUCCCUGAUGAGUAGCUACCUGUUUGAGCGUUUCCGUUUCUCUGCAUCAUCAAUAAUUUAUAUAAACAAUAUUCUCAGCCCUCACAUCGCUCACAUGACACAUCGUGGAAGCGCUCUCAGUUCCGAGCAAAUUCUUUGUAUUGCACUUCAUUCUUUUGCCAACGGCAGUUUUUUGUAUAACGUCGGUGAUGCAGAGCAUGUGUCCAAGGCAACUGUCUGUCGGGCUGUCCGAAAUGUGACACUUGCACUGAAACGGCUACUAUGCACGUUUGUAGUGUUCCCAAGUCACAGACCCACCAGACUUCUCAAAGAAGAGUUCCACAGAAUUGCAGGGUUUCCAGGUGUGAUUGGCUGCAUAGAUGGCACUCACAUUCCUAUCAUAGCUCCUUCAAUAAAUGAAGGAGAUUAUGUGAAUAGGAAAUCUGUCCACAGCAUUAAUGUACAGAUCAUAUGUGACGCAGCCCACAUGAUAAAUAAUGUGGAAGCGAAGUGGCCUGGGUCUGUGUAUGACUCACGAAUGUUUCGUGAGUCUACACUGAGUGCCAGAUUUGCCCGUGGUGAGUUUAUAUAUAUAGUUUAUAUAUCCAGUAUAUAGUUAUAUCCUAUGAUCAAUAUUUUGUUUCCUCCUAUUACAACUGAAACAAUAAAGUGUAUCUUGUAUUAUCAUAGGAGAGUUUGAUGGUUAGUAUACUCGGAGACAGAGGGUACCCCUGCCAGCGCUAUCUGCUGACCCCUUACCCUGACCCUGACCCUUGCCCACAGCAACACUACAACUUGGCUCACUGCAGGACACGAGCCAGAGUGGAGAUGACCAUCGGCAUGCUCAAGGCCCGGUUCCAGUGCCUUCGAAGGCUCAGGGUCACCCCAGAAAGGGCUUGUGACAUUAUAGUGGCAUGUUUGGUUCUCCACAACAUUGCCACUAUUAGAGGAGAACAAUGUCCUACUCUUUCCCCCAAUGAUCCAGAUAAUAAUCCUGACCCCCCUGCUGAUGCACGAGAUGGAAGAGCUGUUAGAGACAUGAUAUGCUUCAAUCAUUUCUAACUGACUCUGCCUUUUUUCUGUUGGCUAUAAUGGAGGUCAAAUUUUAAGAUAACCAGAAAACACAAAUUUGGAGACUUGUAUGUAUAAAAGGCAUUUAGGUGUUGCUUUCAUAUAGACAAUAUUAAAUGCUGGCAGUGU
This is a messenger RNA of Gadus chalcogrammus (walleye pollock), 1456 nucleotides long. RefSeq names its product putative nuclease HARBI1. The record is from RefSeq and is a predicted model, not a curated record. NCBI's taxonomy places the organism in Eukaryota, Metazoa, Chordata, Actinopteri, Gadiformes, Gadidae. The coding region runs from base 267 to 872 and encodes 201 amino acids. The transcript is spliced from 3 exons.